CCACCAUUGAUCAGAUCACGAUGAGCACCGAAGGUGCGUUUUCUUGCAUCAUCUCUGCUCGUAUAUCUCACGCGGGGCUGCAGUAACAUGCCCAGUCUGCUCGCGCAAAAUUCUCGAGAAGGACAUCAAUCACCAUCUGGACACUGGCUGUGCGGAGGACGUCGACCCAGCCUCAAAAGCAAGACGAGGACCCCCUCGUGCACAGCCCAGGACACAGGCUUCUAUCGCGUCGAUCUUCGGCGGGACACAGAAACCACACGCAGCAUCAGCCGGUCCUUCGCAUGCGGCUUCGACAUCCAAGGCUCAUGGGAAGAAGAGAGUACAGACAGAUGAGACUUACGUAUCUGCCGAAUUGGGACCCUCAAAGCGGCCAAAAACCACCCCCACUUCAAGCACUAUGACUUCUCGCAUGAAUGCUGCUGCUCCUCUGGCUGAACGCCUCCGCCCAACUUCGCUGGAGGAUUUCGUGGGGCAGCCACACCUGACUGGUCCUGACUCGCUGUUACUGCGCUUGCUGGAUAAUGGCUCGACAGGAAGCAUCAUCUUUUGGGGCCCGCCGGGGUGUGGCAAGACGACUCUGGCUAGGCUGUUGGCAAAGCGCACGAAUGCCGUCUUCAAAGAGCUCAGCGCGACAGACUCGGGCAUCGCGGACGUGCGCGCAGUCGUUGAGGAGGCCAAGAACGUGCUCACUCUAACUGGGAGGAAGACUAUUCUUUUCCUUGACGAAGUGCACCGAUUCAACAAAGCACAGCAGGACAUUUUCUUGCCAUUCCUCGAGCAAGGCCAACUGCAGCUGAUCGGUGCGACGACCGAAAAUCCAUCCUUCAAGUUGACUGGCGCCCUGAUCAGCCGCUGUCGCGUUUUCGUGUUGGAACGCCUAACAGACGAAGACAUCACCAAGAUCGUCACACAGGCAGUUGAUCAUGUCUCGCCACACCCACCGCCACCAACAUAUGCAGAACACACCACCGAAGACGAGCCGGACCGCCACCACCACCACUCUGACAUACGAAGCUCACAGCCCGAAACAGAGGACGUCAUCCUCCCACCCUCCUCACCACUAACCCCCAUAUCCACCGGCGACCCCGCCUCAUCAUCCAACACCCCAUCGCCCCCCCAAUUCCCCGCCCACCCCCACCUCACGCCCAAGCUCCUCUCCUCCCUCGUCUCCCUCUCCACCGGCGACGCCCGCACCGCGCUCUCCCUCCUCGAGCUCGUCCUCUCCGCGCCGCCCACCACCGACCCAGACGCGCUCCUCUCCGCGCUCCGCCGCUCGGUGUCGACCUCGUACGACCGCACGGGCGAGAGCCACUACGACAUGAUCUCCGCACUGCACAAGAGCGUGCGCGGCAGCCAGCCGAGCGCGGCGCUCUACUGGCUCGCGCGCAUGCUCACCGCGGGCGAGGACCCGCUGUACAUCGCGCGCCGCAUGGUCGUGUGCGCGAGCGAGGAUAUCGGGCUUGCGGAUAAUCAUGCCUUGCCCUUAGCGAUGGCUGCCUUCCAGGCAUGCCAGAUGAUCGGGAUGCCCGAAUGCCGCAUAAAUUUGGCGCACCUCGUCUCGUACCUCUCCGAGGCACCAAAGUCCACCCGUGCAUACGUGGGGUAUAACCGCGCAGAAGCGGCCGCCAAGUCAGACCCGACGGCUCCGGUUCCUAUGCCUAUGCGCAACGCGCCGACAAAGCUAAUGAAGGAGCUCGGGUAUGCACGUGGCUAUUGCUAUAAUCCGGACUACGCACACCCGGUCACGAAUGACUACCUGCCGCCUCGGUUCAAGGACGAGGGAUUCCUCCUGUCGGCAGGCGAUAUGACGGGAAAGAGCUGGGACGAAGAAGCUCUCCGAAAUUGGGAGAUUGAAGAGAACGAAGGUCUGCCUUGGGAAGGAAGACAAUAUGCAUCGCAGAACGCACCAAAUAGUCAACAAAGUAAUACGAAAAAGUGA
Molecule: messenger RNA, 1939 nt
Organism: Laetiporus sulphureus 93-53
Lineage: Eukaryota; Fungi; Basidiomycota; Agaricomycetes; Polyporales; Laetiporaceae
Product: P-loop containing nucleoside triphosphate hydrolase protein
Exons: 9
Coding region: 398-1939 (513 amino acids)
Biological process (GO): regulation of DNA repair; DNA-templated DNA replication
Cellular component (GO): nucleus
Molecular function (GO): ATP binding; enzyme activator activity; DNA binding
Source: RefSeq, a predicted model, not a curated record